UAACAUUUAGGCCUAUAAAUACAGGCGUAUAAUAUAAAAUUUUAAUUUGCAAAUUAAAACUGACAAUAGAUAAAUGCUAGAAAUUAAUAAGCAGCAUUGAAAAUGCCGUCGUUAUGUAUUAAACAUAUAAUCAGCUUUAGUAGUGAAAAUGAAAAACAUCGCACAGAAAAUUUAUUAUCCCUCAAUCCAAACAAAACUUGGCGUUGCGAGAAACCAGGUGAAAAAUGUGCUUAUGUUUUAUUACAAUUAGAAAAGGCGAGCUCUAUAACGGGUGUUGAUAUUGGGAACGAUCAUUCAGCAUUUGUUGAAGUACUUGUUAGUCGAACAGGCGGCACAAAUGAUACAUUUGAGGAACUUCUACCUAUGUCAUCUUUAAUGACACCAGAGGAAUCUCGAAAUUCUACAUUUACUAAUAGGGUACGUAUGUUUACAACUGACAAAUUUACUUCCGAAGUACAAAGUAAGAAAUGGGAUCAAAUUAAAAUAGUCUGUACGCAACCAUUUAAUACACAUGUUAAUUAUGGCUUAGCUUUUGUAAAAAUUAAUGGCAAAGAUGAAGCACCUUUAAACAAUUCAUCACAUACGCCGAGCACAUUUAUUAAGAAUGAUACAAGCAAUAAAGUAAUAAUUGGUAGGUUUAAAUUUCGAGAGGAUUCUCCAGAUGAAGCAAUUUUAGGAACCGGAUCACUCUUUGCUCGAAGAAAAGAGCUAAGUCAAGAGGACAAAACAAAAUUAAAACCUGCAGCAGCAAUUAGGGAGCAUCUGUUAAACUCAAACAAAUCUAAACAAAAAAACACUUUAAAUGAUUCUAAAUCAAAAGGUCAUGGUACAACAUUACAAGAAAAAAUAGAAACUCCUAAAUUGAAUAGAAAUCGUGAAGCUUUAUUGUAUAAUGAAGAAGAUGAUUGUUCUAAUGAGAGAUUGAAUAAACUGCUUGAAAGAGAUCAAAAUGCUAAAUUAAUGGAAAAAGAGAGACUGGCUAAAGAAGCUCAGAAGAUGAAAUUAGCCAAGGAAGCAGAGAAAAGCAAACUAAGUAGAGAAUCUCAAUCAACAUCUUUUGAGCCCAAAAAGGCAAAAAAAAAUGAAAGUCAGUCAUAUGAUUCAUCACCAAUUGAUAAUAAACGUUUCAAAAAGAAUGAAAAUCAUACAAUGGCUACCAAUAAUUCUUCAACAAAGAAGACAAAUACAAUAAUUGGACCAUCAACUUCCAAAGGAGAAUUGGAAAACAAACCUAUGAAAACAUCAGCUCAUUCAUCGAAAGCACUAAAAAAUGAUGGUGCAAUAAAACGAAAAAAGUAUAAACCAUUCAACAAGCUGUUUGAAAAUGUUGUCUUUGUUUUAAGUGGUUUUGAAAAUCCACUCAGGUCAAAUCUGAGAACAAAGGCUUUAGAGAUGGGUGCCACGUAUCAACCAAAUUGGAAUGAUAGAUGUACACAUUUAAUUUGUGCAUUUGCUAACACACCAAAAUAUCAACAAGUUCGAGGAAAGGGUAAAAUAGUGAAAAAGAAUUGGAUAGAAGAUUGUCAUUCUCAACAAAAAUAUAUUCCUUGGAGGAGGUUUAGCUUAGUUCCUACAGAUUUGAAAAUGAAUGAAAGCGAUGAAGAAAUUUUUAGUGAAGAAAGCAUGUGAUUAUGAGAAUGUUAGAAUGGAUAAUAUUACUUUAACAAAACCAAAAACUAUUCAAAAUUUAACUGAUGACAAAAAUGCAAAAUGUGAUCCAUUUGAAAUGUCCACAGAAAUAGAAGAUGAAACAGAAAAGUCUAAAGAUUUCUUCAAUGGUAAGACAUUUUACAUAGAUGAAAGUGUAGGAUCAGUAGCUUCUAUGAAGCUAAAUACCAUUAUCAAUUUGCUAGGUGGCACUGUGGAUAAAGUGUUAACUAGUGAUAUUGAUUACAACAUCACGGAUAACAAAAUUUAUGAUUUUAGCGAAGUAGUACAAGUUAAACCAGAAUGGAUAUAUGAAUGUAAUGAUAUGGAAAUGUUUUUACC
Molecule: messenger RNA, 1989 nt
Organism: Ctenocephalides felis (cat flea)
Lineage: Eukaryota; Metazoa; Arthropoda; Insecta; Siphonaptera; Pulicidae
Gene: XRCC1
Product: DNA repair protein XRCC1
Biological process (GO): single strand break repair; base-excision repair; double-strand break repair via nonhomologous end joining
Cellular component (GO): nucleus
Molecular function (GO): damaged DNA binding
Source: RefSeq, a predicted model, not a curated record